GCGAGAGGAGGACGCAUUGUUCGAAACUUCCUUCUGGUGGUCCAUUCCUUCGGAGCUGAUCAUAUACAGCGAGUGUGUCCUCUGUGUACAGAAUAGUAGAUACCAGCAACACCAUGUCUGAUAAGGUCCGUGUUUGCAUUGUCGGUUCCGGAAACUGGGGAUCGGCCAUUGCCAAGAUCGUAGGCGUCAAUGCCAAGCGGUUGUCCACGUUCGAAGACCGCGUGACGAUGUACGUGUACGAGGAGAUGAUCGAUGGAAAGAAGCUAACGGAGAUCAUCAACACAACGCACGAGAACGUUAAGUACCUACCUGGACACAAGCUGCCCGAGAACAUUGUUGCUGUUCCGGAUGUUGUGGAGGCAGCAAAAGAUGCCGACAUUCUCAUCUUUGUCGUGCCGCACCAGUUCAUCCGUGGGCUAGGUACUCAGCUACUCGGUAAAAUCAAGCCGACUGCUGUCGGUCUGUCACUGAUCAAGGGCUUCGACGUAGCCGAGGGUGGUGGCAUGGAGUUGAUCUCGCAUCUGAUCACGAAGCACCUGAAGAUACCGUGCUCAGUACUGAUGGGCGCUAAUCUGGCUGGUGAGGUAGCGGAAGAGAAGUUCUGUGAGACAACCAUUGGGUGCCGGGAUAUGAAGAUUGCCCAGACAUUACGCGACUUGUUCCAAUCACCCAACUUCCGGGUGGUUGUUGUGGACGAUGUCGAUGCGGUGGAAAUUUGCGGUGCGCUCAAGAACAUCGUAGCUUGCGGCGCCGGGUUCGUCGAUGGUAUGGGUCUGGGUGACAACACGAAGGCCGCCGUCAUUCGGUUAGGUCUGAUGGAGAUGAUUAAGUUCGUCGAUGUGUUCUACCCGGGCAGCAAGCUUUCGACGUUCUUCGAGAGCUGUGGUGUCGCUGACCUCAUCACUACCUGCUAUGGUGGCCGUAAUCGCAAAGUAUCGGAAGCGUUUGUGAAAACAGGCAAAACGAUCAAGCAGCUGGAGGACGAGAUGCUCAACGGACAGAAGUUACAGGGUCCGAUCACUGCCGAAGAGGUGAACUUCAUGCUGAAGAGUAAAGGGAUGGAGGAUAAAUUUCCGCUGUUUACGGCCAUCCAUAAAAUUUGUACCGGUCAGGUGAAACCGGAAGGAUUCCUGGACUGCCUGCGCAACCAUCCAGAACACAUGACACCAUGGGCAAAGCUCUAGAGAAAUGCACUUGUUGCUCACACAAUGCUACUUCUCUGUCAUAAGAAUAACAAUCACACACACCCAAUAGCAAUCGAUCGCAAUUUUCGAGUGUAACUACACAUAAUCCCAUUCUGUGCUAUUGUGCAUGAUCGUCAAUGUGCAAUACGAUCUCGUAUAGCAAAAGAUAUGCUAGUUUCCUUACCUUCCAAAAAACACGACUCAUGUGGUUGUGUAGUUUGCAUUUUGACUUAAAAGCAAUUAAAGUCGAUAAUACUACCAAAAACCAAGCUUAGCUUACACAUUCCGUUUAGAUUGAAUUCUUUUUGAUUUCUUUUAAUCUAAUUUAAGUUGUAUAUAUUUGUUGGGCUUUUCUCUAAUAUUUAAUUAAUGGACAUUGGAUCGGGAAUAGGAAUUGGAUAUUUGGGCGGGGUUUGAUUAUAAUUUAUAAUAAUUUUAGACAGCUACAGGGGUGUGCAAGAUGUUAAAGCAAUUCAAUAUCCCUCCAUCGUCAUUGGAGAUUGGUUUAACAGGAAAAACAAUCCUGCAAGAUAUGUGAUACGAAAGCUGAAAUGAAAGUGAAUAAACAUCAACAGUUAUUGGGAUUCGAUUGGUAUUCAAUUGUUGAGAAAUACAAAAAAACAGAUAAAGGAUCAAAUUGAUUCGAACAAAACUGAACCCUUCUUAUCAUCGUCACAUAUUGUAUGAUUGUAGAUUCCUUGCUGUUCCCUCCAUUUACGUCCUCCAAAUGGGAAAAGUUCAUUUUAUGUGUUCCAUUGAAAUUUCCGCUGGGAAAUAAGUGACUUUUGUUAACAUUACGUUCGGUUUGUAUUCAUCCUCAUCCGUUCGUCAUUCUGCACCGAUUAAAACAAUUUCUCUUAGUCAACCGUUGUGAUCCUCCUUCAUGUAUGCCUUCCCAUUGGCGAAACUUGUACCUUUAUGUUAAGCUACUAGUCUGCUAGUUAAGUAACGUGAACUAAUUUCGUUUUUCCCUUGGACUUGUGUCCUGCUCGUUGGCUGUGUAAUCCAAGGCAAACAUUUUCUUAAUUCGAGCUUAUCGAGUGGAUGUGUUUUAUGCGGGCGAAGACAGCGAACCCUAAUGCGAAUUAUGCUAGGAGCAAGCAGCGAUAUUCCUAUCUAACGCAACGUGCGCUGAUAUAGUCAUGAAAUCAUCCGGAAUUGCGAAAUUUAGUAAAAGUAAAAGAACAAAACGUUCCAGCGAUGGAAUUUAAGUAUCAUCACCUCGA
This is a messenger RNA of Anopheles moucheti, 2410 nucleotides long. RefSeq names its product glycerol-3-phosphate dehydrogenase [NAD(+)], cytoplasmic (gene Gpdh1). Gene Ontology annotation, biological process: glycerol-3-phosphate catabolic process; carbohydrate metabolic process. The record is from RefSeq and is a predicted model, not a curated record. Lineage: Eukaryota; Metazoa; Arthropoda; Insecta; Diptera; Culicidae. Gene Ontology annotation, molecular function: NAD binding; protein homodimerization activity; glycerol-3-phosphate dehydrogenase [NAD(P)+] activity. Gene Ontology annotation, cellular component: cytosol; glycerol-3-phosphate dehydrogenase (FAD) complex. The transcript has 8 exons. The coding region runs from base 114 to 1184 and encodes 356 amino acids.